GAAGAUGCGGCUGCUACUCCUCCUUGCGGUGGCCACAAGCAGAUGUCUGCAUGACGAGACCCAGAAGUCUGUGCGCCUUCUCAGGCCCCAUUUCUCCCAAAUGCCCACACGCUUCCGCUCCUCAGUCCUUCCUGGCUCCCAUGAUCCUCAACCCCUUAGAGUCCAGACCUACUAUACAAAAGACCCCGUAUCCAACGAAGCUUGGGAUCCUGAUGGAGACGAAAGGAGAGGGGAAUCUCGAGCCCGGGCUGCACUGAGAGAGACCAUCCACAGAAUUCAGGGUAUCCUAGCAGUCACCCCAGUACAAGGACCUCUGCUUCUGAGUCGAGACCCUACACAAUACUGCCGUGCCGUCUGGGGAGACCCAGAGACCCCAAACUACCACAGGUGUAGCCUCUUGAGCCCUGGAUACAAAGGAGAGAGUUGCCUUGGGGUAAAGAUGCCUGAUGCCCACCUGCGUGGUUAUUCCUUGUGGCCAGAGCAUGGUCUGCCCCAACUAAUCCAACCAGAUGGCUCUGGAGUCCCAAACACUGAUUUUCUCCUGUAUGUGCGGGUUGCCCACACUUCCAAGUGUCACCAAGAGCCCGCUGCCAUAGCUUAUGCUGCCUGCUGCCAGCUGGAUUCAGAAGAGAGACCCCUCGCUGGUACCAUUGUCUACUGUGCCCAACAUCUCACCAGCCCCGGCCUCAGCCAUAGUGAUAUCGUCAUGGCCACACUGCAUGAACUGCUCCAUGCCCUGGGUUUUUCCGGACAGCUCUUCAAGAGAUGGCGGGACUGCCCCUCAGGACUCAGUGCUAGAGAGAAUUGUUCUACGAGGAAACAAGUGACAGGACGAGAUGAGUGGGGACAGCUGCUUCUCACCACUCCGACUGUUAGCCACGGCCUAGCCAGACACCUGGGUGUGCCAGGGCCUUUGCGGGGUGUUCCUUUGGAAGAGGAGGGCUCUCUGUCUUCACACUGGGAGUCCAGAUUAUUCCAGGGCUCUAUAAUGACUGCUACCUUUGAUGGUGCCCGGUACACUCGACUUGACCCGAUAACUCUCGCUGCCUUUGAAGAUUCAGGCUGGUAUCAAGUCAACUACAGUGCUGCGGAGGAGCUAUUGUGGGGUCAGGGCUCUGGGCUAGAAUUUGGCCUGGUGAGCACAUGCAGGAAUGGAUCCUCAGACUUCUUCUGCACCCACAGUGGGCUGGGCUGCCACUACCUGCACCUGGACAAGGCGAGCUGCUCCUCGGACCCAACGCUAGAAGGCUGCCGCAUGUACAAACCCCUGGCCAGUGGGAGUGAAUGCUGGAAGGAGGAAAAUGGACUCCUCCCCAGAGCAGAGAACCCCCAUGGGGAGAUCUACCAUCCGCAGAGCCGUUGCUUCCUUGCCAACCUUACCUCCCAAGUGCUCUCCACAGACAAGGCUGGCCCAUCCUCCAUCACUCCCACAGGCCUUUGCUACUUACAUCAAUGCACACACAGGGGAGCAUAUGAGGUGCAAGCUGAGGGGUCACCGUGGGUCCCCUGCUUUCCGGGAAAGGCUGUUCAGAUACCUGGAUACUACGGUCUUCUCUACUGUCCCCAAGGCCGGCUGUGUCUGAGUAACAAAGGCACCAAUGCCGCCACUUCUCCACCGACGAGGUUCCCAACCCAAGACCAGCUGUUCCAGCUGUCUUUAGGAUUAACUGGGACCCCAGGCCACUCUCUGGGGAAAGAGCAGAGAGAAGAGCUGGCUGAUCUAGUUCUGCAGGCUGUGGUGACAAGAGCUGGCACUAGCAGGUGCUAUUUCCACAGCCCAUCUAUCACCGCAAGUUUGGUGUUCACUGUGAGCAUGCGGAAGUCUCCAGGCUGCCAAGGGCCUUCCAUUGCUACACUGUACAGGACCCUGACUCUGACUUUUCAGGAGCAACCCCUCCAAGUACACCAUGGAGAAGCCAUUUUUACCACAGAAGACAGCAAGCCACAGACUUCCUUGGACCAUAACCUCUCUCUGACGGACCAACUUCUAUCCACGGGAUUCUGCCUACUGUUGCUAAUUCUGGUGGGUGCAUUGGGAACUUUGGCUUAUCAGAAACGAGCUACACUCCAAGUGGGACCAUCUACCACUUAACUAUCAUGAGAUACAUGUAUGGCACAGGAGAUCAGUUUAAAAUAAGACAAGUGUGAUGUCAGCCAGCAAGAUGGGUAAGGUCAUUUACCUGAGUUUGAUU
Peromyscus eremicus (cactus mouse) is the source of this 2192-nucleotide messenger RNA. RefSeq names its product ciliated left-right organizer metallopeptidase (gene Cirop). Gene Ontology annotation, cellular component: cytoplasm; membrane. Bases 5 to 2092 code for a protein of 695 amino acids. Gene Ontology annotation, biological process: cell adhesion; proteolysis. Lineage: Eukaryota; Metazoa; Chordata; Mammalia; Rodentia; Cricetidae. Gene Ontology annotation, molecular function: metalloendopeptidase activity. The record is from RefSeq and is a predicted model, not a curated record. The transcript has 14 exons.